CACUCGUGUUUUAUGCAUUGAAGCGCAUGUAAUGUAAUUUUCGAGAAUCAAUUUAUUGCUUUAUUUAAAGAAAAUGGCAAUUGCGUGUUUUGUUGUGGGUUGUACGAACAAGCAUGGAAGGGACCGAGGAAUAUCAUUUCAUAAAAUUCCAACUAUUAUAAAAGAAACAAAUAAAAUGUAUGCCAGACCUGGUGGACCGUACACUUUUCAACAAAAAAUAGAGUUAUCGAAGAGAAGACAGGAACAAUGGAUAAGUGCAAUUAAACGUGGUCUUUUAAGUGAGUCACAGAUAAGAAAUGCAAGAAUUUGCUCAAACCAUUUUAUAUCGGGACGUCCAGCUGAGCUUACCGAUAUAAACAAUCCAGACUGGAUUCCUUGCAAAAAUCUAGGUAAUGCCGUGGGCACAGCUUCGAAGAAACCAUCCACUCCAGAACGGCGCGACAGGCGGAGAAAAAAGGUCACGAUUGCUGAAUCAAUUGAUACAGAUGGCCAUUUGGAGGAUGAUAUCGUAAUUGAUGAAAUUAAGGUGGAAAUCGAAGAGAAAACUGGCACGGCUUCACAAACUGAUGUUCUUGGAACAGAGAUAGAUCGUUUGCGUGAAGAAUUGAGACUUGCAAAGGAGGAAAUCGCAGAAUUAAAGAAGCGCCAGCAAAAGAGCGACUUGCCAGAAGAGUCGUUCCCCAAUGAUGACCGUAAAACCCUCUACUUCACAGGAAUUGAUAUUCCGGACCUGCCACGUAUUAUUUGCACUCCACACAUACGUGCUGUCAUCCGCAGCCAUUCGGACGAAAUAAGUAGGACUCAAAAUUAGAUUAAGAUCGAUUUUCGCUGACAAAAAAGAUUCUUGCUAUCGCAUUUGUUUUUUACUUCAACAAAUUGAAAAUGCGAUUAUUUAACAGAAAAUAUUACACCUAACUAAAGGAAUGAGUUUAGGGCUUCCAGUAUUUUGUACCUAUAGUUUUACUCUGAGCUUAUGUAGUUUAGAAACUGAACAUUAAUUAAAUUUCGUUUUUUAUCUAGAAAAACAAAA
Belonocnema kinseyi is the source of this 1030-nucleotide messenger RNA. RefSeq lists its product as uncharacterized. Bases 74 to 811 code for a protein of 245 amino acids. The transcript has 3 exons. The record is from RefSeq and is a predicted model, not a curated record. Lineage: Eukaryota; Metazoa; Arthropoda; Insecta; Hymenoptera; Cynipidae.